Quercus lobata is the source of this 702-nucleotide messenger RNA. RefSeq names its product MDIS1-interacting receptor like kinase 2-like. Lineage: Eukaryota; Viridiplantae; Streptophyta; Magnoliopsida; Fagales; Fagaceae. The record is from RefSeq and is a predicted model, not a curated record. Gene Ontology annotation, molecular function: ATP binding; protein kinase activity. The transcript is spliced from 2 exons. Bases 1 to 702 code for a protein of 233 amino acids. Gene Ontology annotation, biological process: protein phosphorylation.
AUGGUGAGAUUACAGAAAGAGUUCUUAAAUAAGAUAAGGGCAUUAACAGAAAUUUGGCAUCGAAAUAUUGUAAAAUUGCAUGGCUUUUGUUCACAUUCACAAUUCUCAAUUUUGAUUUACGAGUACCUUGAAAGGGGUAGCUUGGCCACAAUUUUGAGCGAUGAUGGAGGAGCUAAAGAAUUGGAUUGGAGCAAGAGAGUGAAUAUCGUCAAAGGUGUGACGCACGCUUUGUCUUAUUUGCACCAUGAUUGCUCACCACCAAUUGUUCACAGGGACAUAUCAAGCAAAAAUAUUUUACUGGAUUCAGAGUAUAAGGCUCAUGUUUCAGACUUUGGCACAGCUAAGCUUCUUAAUCAAGACUCAUCCAAUUGGACUUCAUUUGCUGGCACAUAUGGAUAUAUUGCACUAGAGUUUGCUUAUACGAUGAAGAUAACUGAGAAGUGCAACGUGUUUAGCUUUGGAGUUUUGGCUAUUGAAGUGAUCCAAGGAAGGCAUUCUGGUGAAACCAUCUCCACUCUAUCUGCUUCAUCUGUGGGAGAGAAUUUAUUGCUGAACGAUUUGUUAGAUAUACGUCUUCUGCCUCCCACUCUUGAGGUUGAGAAUCAAUUGAUACUCAUCGUAAAGUUGGCAAUUGCAUGCUUGAAUGCUAAUCCAGAAUCUAGACCAACCGUGCACAUGGUCUCUCAAGUGUUAUCAAGAUGA